AUUAAAAUCAAGUCAGUCACUCUAAAUUAAAACUGACACCAGAAUUUACAAAUUUGUAUUCACCUAUUUGACCUUACUAUGAAAAUGAACCUGGUUACUAAAUAUGAAUCAUUAUGCAUCAGACGACAAAGACGUCCGAAAAUACGAACGAUCGUACUUUUAUGCUGCUGUGCGUAUUUUGUGAUAUGGCUGGUACAAGAAAUGAAUAGCAAUGACAAACUUGUUGAAGACUCAAAGCGGACAAAGGAUCCGCUAGUUAAUGGAGUUACACUUGAAGAUGAGCCAGAUCGAGAUUAUACGGAGAACUUUACUGAAAUUCUUGCGACUGAUCACAAAAUUGAAAAUGGCGAUAGUAAAAUAAAUGAUGGGAUGCUUGAAGCUAUAGAUCAAUCCAAAAACGAACAUAAAGCUAAACAUUUUAUCAUUUUGAGUAUGCCGAGGAGUGGAGUUUCUGUUUUUAAGGAGCUGAUGAAUCGUCACCCAGAUCUAUGGUGCUUUGAUGCCCUCCUCCUAGAAAAGCGUAAGCCGGAAAGACUCGCAAUAACUGGAGGUGUUCCCCCAAAUGAAGCCCUUUAUAAGUACAUAGCAGAGAGUAUGAAAAAGAAACAGCUUCAUGUUAAAUUAGUGGGCUUCAAAGUGACAAACGUACAACUUAGUAAAAACAAUCUCACGAUGAAAGGUUUAAUUGAUUACUUUGGCCAACCAAAUGUAAUAAUAGUUUACAGGAAGGAUCUACUACAGCAGUAUUUAUCGCUUCAACUAGCGCUCGCUCGAGGGAAAUUCAACAGCCGUGCAAAACCAAACGUCACUAAAGUAGAAGUCAACUGGGACGCGUUUACACGCUACGUUUCCAAAAUACGCCAAGGUUAUGCUGAUAGUUUAUCCACUUUUAAGGAAUACCCACACCAAAGGACUUACACUUAUGAACAAAUCGAGAAAAAUAUCACUGCUGUUGUAUUGAAUGCUUUGAGUUUUCUUAAUAUGCGAAGAUCGGCUCAAAGCUUCGUACCAAAACUUUCUAAGCAAAAUCCUAAAGAAAUUUCAGAUAAAAUUGAAAACUUUGAUGAAGUUGAAAAACUAAUAGAAGGGUAUGGAAAUCAGAGAUUUAUGGACAUAAAACAUCUUGGUACAAAUGAUAUAGAUAGUGAAUUAUAAACUUUUCUUUACGAAGAUAUACAUUAACCGGUCAAGACAAGUAGCUUAGUCAACAUUCGAUAUUCGUAUGUUCAUCAAUAUUUACUAAGAAUGGUGCCACAAUUGAAGUAAACCUCUGGUUAAUUAUUUUCAAUAAACCUAUCAGCAAACGUGUAAAUGAUAAUUUUGAUGUUCUGUUCCAUAUUGGUGUAGCAAUCUUUGGGAUAUGACCUAAAUUUCUGAUUUUCUACUGUGUCCCUGUAUACCCC
This is a messenger RNA of Owenia fusiformis, 1403 nucleotides long. NCBI's taxonomy places the organism in Eukaryota, Metazoa, Annelida, Polychaeta, Sabellida, Oweniidae. The record is from the annotation of a GenBank genome assembly.